ACGCACACGGAAGGAAGAAUCUUCCAAGCUACGAUCAUUUCGUGUGUAUCGCUCUUACCUCUUCUUCCACGACGACCCCCUGACCUCCCCCAAGUCCUAACCCUAAAUUCAUUUCUUUAAUUCGUAAAUUCCUUUGUCUUAAAGCUUUCCCUCCAUGUCUGCGCCUUCAAUCAUAUCAAGUACCAGAAGAAGAGAAGAAAAGGAGGAGAAGAUAAGAGGAGAGGAAAGAGCCUUUCUUCAAUCUUCAUCAUAUCCCCUUCCCCCCCAAAAAAAAACGAACCACCCAUGUUUCCCUUUUUCAGUUAUUCUCUCUCUUCCUUCUUCACCUUCUUCAUCUUCUUCUCCUUCUCUCUCCUCCUCCUCUCCCACCCUUGUUUUCCCGCCAGACCGUCACCGGGAUCGUUAACUGAAAAAUCAACCGUUUUAACCGCCGACCACAUCAACGCCACAUGGCAUCAAUUCCAGAAGUUCCUCGACGCUUCAACGGGCAGCCACGUCACCGGUCUAUCGGAGCUGAAAAAGUAUUUCAAACUCUUCGGUUAUAUCGCCGCACUCGACACAAACGUCACCGACACGUUCGACGAACGGCUUGAAUCAGCGGUGAUCCGAUACCAAUCGAAACUUGGCCUUCCGGUCACCGGUAAACUCGACUUGGAUACGCUUUCCCAGAUUAUGUUGCCUAGGUGUGGCAUGAGCGACACACACGAGUUACACACGACUCGGCACUUCGCUUACUUCCCAGGUGAGCCGAGAUGGAAUCGUCCGAAUCCAAUGAGUCUUAGUUAUGCGUUCUCACCGGAUCAUAUGAUAAGCUAUUUGACCGCGUCGGAUAUGCGAGCAGUCUUUCAACGAGCUUUUUCACGGUGGGCUGCUGUUAUACCUGUAAGUUUCUACGAGGCACAGGAUUAUCAUUCCGCUGAUGUCAAGAUUGGUUUCUAUAGUGGAGAUCAUGGAGAUGGACAGCCGUUCGAUGGGGUUCUUGGGGUACUCGCACAUGCCUUCUCUCCUGAGAGCGGGAGGUUUCACUUAGAUGCAGCGGAGACGUGGGCGGUUGAUUUUGGAAAUCAGAAAUCAAGGAUGGCCGUUGAUUUGGAAUCUGUAGCAACACAUGAGAUUGGACAUGUGUUAGGGUUGGGCCACUCGUCAGUUAAAGAGGCUAUUAUGUACCCUAGCUUGAUCCCAAGAACUAAAAAGGUGGACUUGAGGGUUGAUGAUGUGGAGGGAGUACAGGCCCUGUAUGGGUCAAACCCGAAUUUCCGGUUCAGUUCUUUGCUGGCUUCUGAAACUUCGUCAAAUCAAGCCGUUGGUUCAAUAAACCGGACCCCAAAGUGGCCCACUGCACUCAUACUCUUGAUAUUGUGUUUGUGUAUAUAAUAUAUUUUUUUAUUUAUUAUUAUUUUUCACACUUCCAAAGGAAGAAUUUAACAUUAUAAGAUAUAGGGAAGAAGAAAUUCUUUAUUUAUAAUUUUAUUUUAUUUUGUUUAUAAAUGAUAUGUUUCAUUGAGAUUUGAGGCUACCUUUUGAUGUCAGAUUGGAAUCUAAAUUCAAUCUUUGAUUACCCACUUAUAAGUUUCCCUUUACAAAA
Molecule: messenger RNA, 1585 nt
Organism: Macadamia integrifolia
Lineage: Eukaryota; Viridiplantae; Streptophyta; Magnoliopsida; Proteales; Proteaceae
Product: metalloendoproteinase 4-MMP-like
Exons: 1
Coding region: 286-1374 (362 amino acids)
Biological process (GO): extracellular matrix organization; collagen catabolic process; proteolysis
Cellular component (GO): extracellular matrix
Molecular function (GO): zinc ion binding; metalloendopeptidase activity
Source: RefSeq, a predicted model, not a curated record